Messenger RNA from Rhinocladiella mackenziei CBS 650.93, 1524 nucleotides. RefSeq lists its product as uncharacterized. Gene Ontology annotation, molecular function: monooxygenase activity; oxidoreductase activity, acting on paired donors, with incorporation or reduction of molecular oxygen. The record is from RefSeq and is a predicted model, not a curated record. The transcript is spliced from 4 exons. The coding region runs from base 1 to 1524 and encodes 507 amino acids. Lineage: Eukaryota; Fungi; Ascomycota; Eurotiomycetes; Chaetothyriales; Herpotrichiellaceae.
AUGGGUUCUGUAGAGGCGACCAAUGGCAACCACGUGCCUGUGCGAAAACACAUCCUGCUCAAUGCAUUUGACAUGUCCACAGUGGGACAUCUGUCACCGGGCCAGUGGAAGAAUCCCAAGGACAAGUCCGCGACAAAGCGGUCUCUUGAAUAUUGGAUUGAAUUAGCCAAGAUUCUUGAGCGAGGUGACAUCAAUGCACUCUUCCUGGCCGACACGUAUGGCGGCUAUGAUACCUAUCAAGACAGCCUUGACGACUGCAUUCGACGUGCUGCGCAAUGGCCCAUGACAGAUCCGACCAUUCCCAUCUCUGCAAUGGCCGCAGUGACCAAGAACCUCGCCUUUGGUAUCACCGCGUCGACGUCGUUCGAACCUCCCUUCCUUCUCGCAAAACGCUUCUCCACACUUGAUCAUCUCACCAAAGGACGUAUCGGCUGGAACAUUGUCACGGGGUGGAAGAAGACCGCCUUCAAAGCAAUUGGGAUUGAGAAUCCUACCGAACACGAUGAAAGAUACCUGCAAGCCGAUGAGUAUCUGAGAGUUUUAUACAAGCUGUGGGAAGGGUCUUGGGCGAACGACGCAUUAUCCCCAGACCCUGACACAGACACCUACAUCGACCCGGACAAAGUCCGCACCAUUCAUCAUCAUGGCAAAUACUUGAAUCUGGAUGCUCGACACAUUGUUGAUCCAUCACCUCAAAGGACGCCAUUCCUCUUCCAGGCGGGUACUUCACCAGCCGGAUCAGAGUUCGCAGCCACCCAUGCGGAAGCGAUAUUUGUAUCCUCGCACAGUCCUUUAGUGCUCAGGCCAAAAAUUGAGAAGAUCAGACAACUUUCCAAGGCCAAGGGACGAGACCCCCAAUCCAUUAAGUUCGUUGGUACCUUCACCCCCAUCAUUGGGUGCACGGAAGAAGAAGCCCAAGAAAAGCUCACAGAGGCAAAGAAGUAUGCCUCCACCAUUGGAGGAUUAGUGCUGUUCUCGGGGUGGACUGGUAUUGAUAUCUCCAAGAUUCCAAUUGAUCAGGACAUUACCGCUGAAGACUCAAAAGAGGCGCACAAAGUUAGAAGCAUGUUGGAUGCCUUCACGACAACAAGCCCCGACGUUCCAAGGUGGACACCCAGAGUUGUGGCGGAGAAAGCGGCAAUUGGCGGCCUGGGACCUGUUGCAGUGGGAACUCCGCAGAAAGUGGCUGAUGAAAUGGAAAGAUGGAUCAACGAGGCUGAUCUGGACGGCUUCAACAUCGCUUAUGUGACCACUCCGGGAACGUUCGAAGAUGUUGUGGACUUGUUAAUUCCAGAGCUGAGACGCAGAGGAUUGUAUCCUAAGAAAAAAGAGGGCGAUCCAGUUACCUUGCGUGAGAAAGUUUAUGGAAAAGGUCAAGCAGGGAUCAGAGAUGACCAUGCAGGCGCAAAGUACCGAUAUGAUGUGUACAAAGAGGAUCCUCCAUAUUCCGUUGAAGAAAAGCAGGAGAGCAAUGACCAGGCUGAGACGAGGAAAGGGGAAGCUGUCGAGGCUGCCAAACGAUAA